This is a messenger RNA of Stereum hirsutum FP-91666 SS1, 2044 nucleotides long. Its product is annotated as amidase signature enzyme. Lineage: Eukaryota; Fungi; Basidiomycota; Agaricomycetes; Russulales; Stereaceae. The transcript has 16 exons. The record is from RefSeq and is a predicted model, not a curated record. The coding region runs from base 1 to 1962 and encodes 653 amino acids.
AUGCAUCAUGGCCGGCGGCCUCUUCUCGAGGCCAAGCCGAUGAUGGCUGUCGUCGCGAGCGCGCUGUAUCGUCCCAUCCUGCUUGACUGUCCGAAGAGGAAGCAUCGGGCUAAUAUCACGAUAUUAAUCUCGUUCUUCGUCCCUGCCGAACCUGUGGCGUCGCUCCCUGGUGCGCCGCUCGUAGCGGAGAUUGUGCCGUUCACCGUGUUUGCGAGUACAGGGAAUGGAUCGUUAACGGACGAGACUCUGGCGCAGACGGUGGGAGAGUGGGAUGCGAGUGAUGAUGUCUUUGACAGUAACUUCUUGCAAGCUGUUCUGAUCCAGGGUUCAAGUUCCGGAUCUGCACAUGUGUCUUCGUCUGCGUUCUCGUUCUUCAGCGAGCAAGGAACGCAAGUAGUCUUGACUUCCGGCAAAGUUACGACGGACCGCAGCUCUCCUAUCUCUACGAAACACAUCGGAACAACUUCCCUCGCACCGGGCCCGUACAUCUUGGCAAGAGAUGCUACAGGGAGUCCCGCGGUGUAUACACCUCUUCGUCUGCAUUUCGACGUCACGCAGAGCUUCUUCAAGUCUGUCACUGCAAAAUCCGAUGGCUCGUUUGCCGUCGUCUCUGCCUCCCUUGAUACCGACUCAUCGCCUUAUAUCGGAGUUCCUUCCAAGGUCUAUGCCGCAUCGAAGAACAAGACCGAGUUACCAUUGGCAGGCGUUCGUGUUAGCGUGAAAGAUAUUUACUACUUGAAGGGCCUGAAAACGAGCGCAGGAAACCGCCACUUCUACUCGCUUUAUCCUCCGAGGAACGCGACUGGACCGGCCGUAUCGAAACUCAUGGACCUUGGAGCACAUAUCGUCGGUACGACGAAGACGGUCCAGUUCGCGAAUGGGGAUCGCGCUACUGUUGACUGGGUCGAUUACCAUGCUCCGUUCGUCCUUCGCGGUGAUGGAAACAGGGAGCCUUCAGGAUCGUCGACUGGUGCUGGUGCGGGAGUUUCUGCGCUUGACUUCGUCGAUGUUGGUAUUGGGUCUGACACGGGAGGGAGUAUCCGUGGCCCGUCGGGUGUUAAUGGACUUUACGGUAUUCGACCGAGUGUCGGGGCGAUCAGCUUGGAUGAAGUCGUCCCUCUCAAUGACGUGCUUGAUACAGGAGGCUUCAUCGCUCGCGACCCAAACCUCUUCGCUACCUUCGGAAAAUCAUGGUACAGCGGCUCGUUCGACUCCUACUCCUCCUUCCCCACGAAAAUGUUCGUCUCGUCCGAGUUCGAAUCCGUCUCCGACGCCGCUUUUGCCCUCUAUUCCGAUUUCUUCGAUAAGGUGAAGGGGUACUUGGGUGCGGAAGUGACGUCGAAUUUCAGUAUUCCGGGAUAUUGGAACGAGACAUCGGAUGUUGGGGUGCCGUUGACUACGUUGCUCAAUACGACGUAUGCCACGAUGGUAGCUUACCAUCAGUGGACCGUCGUCGGCCAACCGUUCUUCUCCGACUUUGCAGCUGCGAACGAGGGGAGGAACCCGCAUAUUAAUCCCGCUGUACUUGCUCGAUGGCAGUACGGUGAAUCCCAGGGAGCAGACGGGUAUGCUGCUGCCCUGAUCGAGCGGGAGACGUUCGAGAAUUGGACGUCUAGUCAGCUUUUCAAGGAAGACGCGGAGUCUUGCUCCGAUAGCCUCUUUUUCUACCCCCAAAAUGCGGGUGACUAUACAAGCCGAGAGGUCUACUACCCAUCAAUUGCUGCUCCGCCUUUCGGAUACUCGAGCGGAAGGCUGGCUGUGCAUGGUCGGUCGCCUGAUAUGGUUGUUCCUAUCGGCCAAGUCCCCUACCACUCCAAUAUCACAGGCAUCACCGAACAACUCCCAGUGACGGUCAGCAUCGUCACGCGGAGAGGUUGCGAUUUUGUGUUGUUCGAUCUGUUGGAGGGCCUCGCGGCGAAGGGGAUCGUGCAGACUGUGAAGACGGGGAGGACGGCGUUUUAGAGUCGAUAGAUGCGUAGAUUGGGAUGAGGGGAAGGGAGGCAGACUCGACUCGGAGGGGAUAUGAUAUACUUAAUGAUGUGAC